Messenger RNA from Oncorhynchus kisutch (coho salmon), 1113 nucleotides. RefSeq lists its product as uncharacterized. Lineage: Eukaryota; Metazoa; Chordata; Actinopteri; Salmoniformes; Salmonidae. The coding region runs from base 10 to 1113 and encodes 367 amino acids. The transcript has 7 exons. The record is from RefSeq and is a predicted model, not a curated record.
GCUCUAUUUAUGAUGUCCUCUGCACAGAUCUACUCUGACAUUGACAUAUUAUUACUUAUUGGAAUGUCUGUCCUUCAGGUAGCACAGAGGGAGGAUGGUGAUCCUCAGAGGGAAGGAAAGGAAGUUGUUGAGGAAGAACCGGUGGCCACGCCCAAAGAGGAGGCCAAGAAGGGAAGGAAGGCAAAAAGGAAGAGGAGUGGCAAGAAGUCAAGGAAGCUGGGCACUGACAACGAUGCAGUCUCCAGGAAUAAACACCUGGAUAGAGGAUCUGUAAUUGAGCUCCUGGAGAAGAAAGCUGUUAAGGCUGCAUUCGGCCCAGGCAACAAGGAUGAAAUGGAAUACUCCUAUCCAAUCCUCAUCUCAUUCCUGCGCAAUCUUACUGAUGAGCAGUGGCAAGUGAUCUACAAAGGACUAAAAAACCCUAUGACGAAGGAACAGCUUGCCAAAUUGUGCAAGACAAUUGUAACCUUCAUCGCACAGACCACCCUGCAGAUCCUGCUGCCAGCCCUGGCCCGCGUACUUGGGGUAAAGGACUUUGCUGACGACGACACUGACUCACCCAAGAGGGGUGGCAGUGCAAGAUCCUUUGCUGCCUUUGACAAGGAAAGACUGGAGCUCAUCCAGGAAGUUAGAUAUCUGGCGAAGAAAAUGUAUAAGGGCGGCACAGGGGCUCAACAUCUCAGGUCCCUAACACCCUCUUCUAAGAGUUCCCAGACCUCAGUGAAAGUCCACCUGGGAAUGACAGAGGACAGAAUCAUCAAAAGUGUCCAGGAGCAACUGUCUGAUCAUAAUAUCCUGUCCUCUUGCCCACCUGAGCUGACUGUUGGUCUUAUCAAGGUGGUGGUCGAACAGCUUAACUCUGCCCUCUCUGCGACCAUCAGCAGAGCCAUUUCAGGGCGGUCCUCCCCUAUUUCUUCUGGUACCCAGGCCGCUGAACAAAUGGUCAACAUGGUCCAGAAAUGUUUUGAUGAUCACACCACCCCAGAGGACCAGAGCUCUACCUCUGUAUUAGAGUCAUGCAUUCCACCUGCAACAGAAGAAGUGAUGACUGUUAUCGCAGAGAUGGUGGGUGAAUUGGAAAAAGAAGAUCCGGAAUUGGCUAUGAGGAGCUGA